This is a messenger RNA of Physcomitrium patens, 1037 nucleotides long. RefSeq lists its product as uncharacterized. Gene Ontology annotation, molecular function: zinc ion binding. NCBI's taxonomy places the organism in Eukaryota, Viridiplantae, Streptophyta, Bryopsida, Funariales, Funariaceae. The record is from RefSeq and is a predicted model, not a curated record.
GAGAUAGAAUGCAAAAUUUUGUUGGGUACCAACAGUCCACCCACAGCAGCACGGAAACCUGAGUAUACAUGAUCACCCAAGGAUAUCAACACCCCGUCAUUUUCUCGGGUAUGUGCACAAGGGCGGACAAGGACAUGAUUCUCAUGGUGGGUGAAUAGGGUUUGAGAAUCCAUCACUGUUACCGACCAAUUCGAGGGAUUGUUGUUGUGGAGCUGAAUUUCCCACGAUUUGUGCGGCUGGUAUUUGCAGGAACAUCCUUGAUCUUAGUGGGAUCUCCCAUCUUUGGCGUUGUGAAUUUCGGGGCUUCGCAGGUUUUCGGUGUGCCGCGGGAAAGAUACGUCAGCGGUAGAGAAGCGGAAGCGACAAUGGUUCUCCUUCUACUGGAAAUCAAGGCAGAGCUUGAGAAUAUUACCAACUUAGUUCCUAAAGGAGGUUCUGAUGGAACGGAGUAUACCUAUUAUUUCAAGAUCAAAUGCGGAGGUUGUGGGACCGUAAGUGACAAGGAAACCUCUGUAACUCCAUCAGAACUGUAUGAUAUUCCUAAAAGCAAAGGCUCGGCCAAUCUUGUGCAGAAGUGCAAAUUCUGUGCCAAAGUAGGAAACAUCACAGCGAUCCCCGGACGCGAAAAGCCCUACACCAUGGAGGACAGCGAGAGCGGCAAGUUUGUUCCCAUUGGAUGCUUUGACUGCAGAGGCAUCGAGCCUGUUGAGUUUUCAUUCAAGGAUGGGUGGGCAGCCGAAGGAUUGACCGGCACCAAGUUUGUAGAUAUCGAUUUGUCUGAGGAGUGGUCGGAGUACGAUGAGAAGGCAGCGGAGUCCGUGGGCAUUCUAAACAUGCAACAUCGGUUUGUGGUGACGAAGUAGGGGAUUCUAUGCUGAAUCUCCACCGUUCUGCGAGCAAGUCUGCACCAGCAUGUUGCAGUGGUUCCAGGGAAUUAUUGCAGCAAAUGAUAUUGCAAGUUUGCAACUGUAGAAAUGAGCCUAAUGCAAUGCAAUCUUUGGGCAACGCCUGCAGUCUUAACAUCCGCUUAUGCGAAA